CGAGAAUUUCCGUCCACUCUCCUUUCCCUCCCCAACACCCCAGGGCUGGUCGUGCGUGGUCCGACCAAGCGCGGGGAGGACCAGGACCGUCCGGGGAAGGGGGAGGGGGCCUCGCGAGACCCCUCCCCGCGUCUCAGGCCGCGGCGCUGAAUCACCCGCGAGGUAUUUGCAUCUGAGAGCGAUUUGUCACCCGGUGAUUUGUCUUCCCGGCGGUUUCUGCAAACACACUAAUGAGCUGGACACCAGCUGCUGCCUCUCCGUGCCCAGCGUGAGAAGGAGGUGCCACCUGUUGGCAUGCCCCAUCAGCCUUCAGUCUGAGCCAAGCGGCCCCUGCCCCCCGCCACCCUGCACUGUCCCAGCUCCCCCUCGGCCCCCACACUGCAGUGCGGCCGGGCCCCCUCCCCGAAGGGGCCACCCCUGCCACCCACCCCUGGUGCCCGGGGUGGCCCAGCCCGCAGGGCCAUGAAGCUACAGGCUGUGAUGGAGACACUCCUGCAGCGGCAGCAGCGAGCACGCCAGGAGCUGGAGUCCCGGCAGCCGCUGCUGGCCGAGGCCCCUGCUGGUCCCCCAGCCCUCUCCAGGGCUGUAUUGGACGAGGACAGAGACCCCGAGAACACCCGAAUGCAGCAGGCACAGAUGGCUGCAUUGGCUGCCAUGCGGGCUGCUGCUGCAGGCCUUGGACCUGCACCGAGUCCCUGUGGCUCUGAGGAUGGGCCCCCUGGCUCAGAGGAGGACGACACUGCACAGGAGAGGGAACCAGCCUCACCAGGCCGAGGCAGAGAGGCGCCAGGACAUGCCGAAGGCGACGGGCACUUUGAGGAUGUGGGCUCUGAUGACUGCCUGAAGCCAAAAUGGGAAGAAGAGGAAGAGGAGGAAGAAGAGCUGGAGGAAGACUUGGGGGAGGAGGACGAGGAGGAGGAGGAGGAGGAAGACUAUGAAGACGAGGAGGGGCUCGGGCCCCCAAGCUCUGCUGGCCUGGGCCCUGCAGCCCUGUUCCCCCACAAGGCCCAGCUGCCCCAGGCCUUCCGUGGCGGUGAUGGGGGGCCCCGGGUGCUGGGCAGCCAGGAGCGCCCAGGGGCUGGCCCAGCCCACCCCGGAGGAGCUGCCCAUGUCGCACCCCAGCUACAGCCUCCUGACCAUGGGGACUGGACGUACGAGGAGCAGUUCAAGCAGCUCUAUGAACUGGAUGGGGACCCCAAGAGGAAGGAGUUCCUGGAUGACUUAUUCAGCUUCAUGCAAAAGCGAGGGACGCCCGUGAACCGGAUCCCCAUCAUGGCCAAGCAGGUGCUUGACCUGUUCAUGCUGUACGUGCUGGUGACGGAGAAGGGCGGCUUGGUGGAGGUCAUCAAUAAGAAGCUGUGGCGUGAGAUCACCAAGGGCCUCAACCUGCCCACAUCCAUUACCAGCGCCGCCUUCACCCUGCGGACUCAGUACAUGAAGUACCUGUACCCGUAUGAGUGUGAGAAGCGCGGCCUCAGCAACCCCAACGAGCUCCAGGCAGCCAUUGACAGCAACCGGAGGGAGGGCCGGCGCCAGAGCUUUGGGGGCUCCCUCUUCACCUACUCACCGGGAGGUGCCCACAGCAUGCUCUCCUCGCCCAAACUGCCUGUGUCCUCCCUGGGCCUGGCCACCAGCACCAACGGCAGCUCCAUCACCCCCUCCCCCAAGAUCAAGAAAGAGGAGGAUUCGGCCAUCCCCAUCACGGUCCCCGGCCGCCUGCCAGUCUCCCUGGCAGGCCACCCCGUGGUGGCAGCCCAGGCAGUAGCAGUGCAAGCAGCAGCAGCCCAGGCAGCUGUGGCGGCACAGGCAGCUGCCCUGGAGCAACUUCGGGAGAAACUGGAGUCUGGGGAGCCUCCAGAAAAGAAGAUGGCCCUGGUGGCGGAUGAGCAGCAACGGCUCAUGCAGCGAGCGCUACAGCAGAACUUCCUGGCCAUGACAGCCCAACUGCCCAUGAGCAUUCGUAUCAACAGCCAAGCCUCUGAGGGCCGCCAGGAUUCCGCUGCAAACUUGACCAGCACCAAUGGCAGCAAUAGCAUAAGCAUGUCAGUGGAGAUUAACGGGAUUAUGUACACAGGAGUGCUGUUUGCUCAGCCACCAGCCCCCACACCACCCUCAGCUCCCAGCAAAAGCGGUGGUGGCAGCAGCCGGGGAGGAAACAGUGGGACCAGCAGCAGCGUGGGCAGCCAGGCCGGGCCAGCGGGGUUACCCACACCCCCCACGUCUUCUACCUCAAAUAAUUCAUUGCCUUAACCGCACCACUCCCCACCCGCCGCCCCCACCCUGGGAGCCGGUCACACUGGGCAGGGGCCGAAAGGUGGGCCAAGCAGGGCCGGGGUGGUGGGAGAUACGGGUGGGGAGGGGAGAUAUCCACAAAGGAGCCACAGCUAACGCCAAAAAUAGAAGAAAAAAUAUAUAUAUAUACAUAUAUAUAAAGAAAAUUUAAUAAAACAGGGGAAAACCAAGGAACACUUGAAUUACUCAGGUUUCAGACAUUCAGAGAAAUGAAUUGUGAGACUAGGGAAGGAAACGAGCAAAGGAAGUUCCCAGGGCUCGCCUGCAGCCGUGGUGGACCGACUAGGACUGGUCGCUGGUUUGGACCAGGUCCUGUUUACCUCAUACAUCCCUGCACUGUGUGUUUUCAUUUUUGUCCGGUUGUUUUCCUUUUUUUUUUCCUGUUCAUCACACACCCACUGUCCAUACCCAGCUCCUUGUUUUCAGUGAAACCCCUGAGCCAAGAUCAGUUGAAUUUUUUUCUUGUUGCUUUUGGGAACUUUUUAUUUUUUUUUUAAAGAAAUAGUGAUAUUCAAGCUUUAUAGGGUUUUUAAGAGGUUUGGGGGGUUUUGUUUUGUAAAUAUUAUAUUUUAUUCUUAGGGAAGGAAUCAAACCUUAGGAAAAGGAUAUAUAUCUCUAUAUAUUUGUGUUCAUUCAGGGAAACUGGACUUAAAAGAAGCAAAAAAAAAAAGUAAUAUCCUUUUAAUUUUUUCCAUGACUGAUUUGGGUUCAUGUGUGCAUUUCCUGUGGUGCAGUAGGCAGCCGGUGAGCGCGGGACACUGCGCCCUGGGCUCUAGCCAGAAAAGGCGGUGAGCUCAGGUGCUGAGUGCCAGGCUGGGGCUGGGGGCGCCAUGGGAGGACGUGAGUGCUGAAUGGCAAAGCAGGACUCUAGAUGCUGUCUCUCGCUUGCCACACUGUGCUCCCAGUCAGGGACCUGGAAGUCAACCAGAGAGGACACAGUGCUGGAAGAAGGGCCAGGGCCUUGGGUGGGGGGUGUCUGUCAUAGCUCCCAGGCUCCUGUCUCAGGGAUGAAUGUGGCCUGGGGACUCCCUCUUGCCUGGAAGGGCUGCUUCUGGAGACCUAUCUGUAUUGAUGUUCGGAGACGGGGGUGAGCCAGGCUAAGCUCAGGGUGAGGAUUCUGGGGCCUUGUCAUCCUGCACACCCCACUCCUUCUCAUCUCCUUCACUUAGUCCCUCAGUUCUCUCUCGCCCCCGUGCAAGGCUACAUUCCCAAUGUAAUUAAAGGAACUAAAUAGAGGCCCACGAGGAGGCUGCACUCACUCCACGACCCCUUCCCCCAGGUGAGAAAGUGGGCAUCGGAGACAGUUGGGCUGAGGAGUUUAUUUCAGUGGCUGAUCUUCGCUACAAGGUAGCACCUUCUGUCCAAAGGCCCAGGUGGGGUGUGGGGGCUUCCUUUGCCAUCCUAACCCUUGCUGGCUCUCUGGGAACCAGGCAGUGCUGGUUGGGACUGUGCCUCCUACACCUUAGCGCCCUUUCCUUCCAUGCAUUGAGUUUGUCUGCUCUAUUGGGCCCAGGGAGCCUGGCUUAAUGAGGCCAAAAAGGGAAGUGCCCCACCUGGCAGCCUCCCAGAUCCCCGGAUCCCAGACUCAGUGAUCCCGGACCCGGCGCCAUCUUGUUGCCUUGGAGACCUUGCAGAGGGGAGCAUCCAGGUCCCACCCCUGCCCCAUGUCUGGGUUUGCUUGGGUGCGGUGCUGUGGUAUCUUUGGGGAGAACCCCUUUCUUUGGUGUAUCUCAGGGUUGUUGACACCGCCCACCUUCCAAAAUGGGGCAGCUGCAGGCAUCUGGGGUUUCCUCUCUGUUUUUAACUUCUGGAAGGUUCUCCUCCCCAACUCUCACUGCAGCAGCACAACCACUGUGGGAGGAGGAUCUUCUUGUCUCCAGAGCAGUGGACCGGAUGCUCCUUUUCCCUUCUUCCAUGACCAGGCCCCCCGGAGCCACAGCCUCCUGGUGGGUGCGGCCCACAUGGGGGUGUCUGCUGCCUGGUUAUUUCUACCUCAGGUCCGACUCUUGAUGCCAAAGCCCCUCCUCAGCCUGACCCCUUUUUCUGGCUCAGAGUUUCAACAAGUCCCAAUACCUAUCCCCUCUACCCGUGUCACGGGCACCUCCACCUGAGAGCCCACCUGGGUGCUCUCUCUGGUCCUGUGUGUGUGUCUCACAUGUCUGUGUGUGUUGGGGGACCUGGGUGUCGUGUCCUGUGGGCGAUAUGGCCUGCGGAUCUAACUCAGGGCAUGUCUGCUGUUCAGGGUGAUUGCAGGGGUGAGGGGAGACGGCGCUGUGGGCAGGGGGAAGGGAUGGAAAGGCACGGGGGAGCUCCAGGCUGGGACGGGGUUGCAGCCUCUGCCUCGAGUGAGUCCCCAUGUACCCUCUGCCACGCCCAUCUCAGGACAACCCCUGUCAGCGGGGGUUCUAGGGUGCAGCUCAGCACCCCCUCAUGCAAACUGGGGUGGGGAAGGGGCAGCCAUCUCUGUCAGCGGCUUGCUUGUACACUGUUCAUUCUGGAAUGGGUGGGGCUUAGCUGCCUGGUGCACGCAGGGACCCCCCAAGCUCAGGCUCAAGCUCAAGAGGGGCUCAGGGGCUUCCCCUGCUCUAGAGAUGUUUGUGACAGCUGCUUCUAGAAUCUUCCUUGUGACCCCUAAACUGGCCGCAGCGCUGCCCACUGUCGCGCAAGGGGCAGAGCAGAGGCGUUGGGGCGGCUGAGCUACUUUUUAAUAGUUGUGCAUUUGUACAGUCACUGUUUUUGCUUUUGUCAUUUUUGCCCGCUUCUAUCAUUUUUUUCUUCCCCUUAAUUUUACUUCUGCAUUUUUUUCUUGGCAAACACGAAUGAAUUCAGCCUUUCAUUCCUGACAUGUGAAAUUUCAGUUUCUCUGGGGUUUGUCCGAUGGCACGGGGACCGUGCCGGAACUCAGGUUAAAGGAAAAAAACUUUAAAAAGGUAUAAACUACUCUACCUCUGGCCGGGCCUUGCCUGUCACCCUGGCCGGUGGGGCAGCCGGUAAGGAUUUCAGUUUUGCAGAACAUUCAGGUAUUAAGGGGGGGCAAAAGACCAAAAAAAGGGAGGGAGGUGUGAUUUUGAAAUUUAAAAGAACACUGAAAGUUUACAUUUUAUAACAUUAUUAUGCAGAUUGUAUUUAAAUUUCAGAAAUAUUUAAGACAAUUGUAAUCCUGUAAAGCUGAUGAUAUUAAAACAAGACAAAACACUUCUGACUUUUAACAGAAAA
Molecule: messenger RNA, 5508 nt
Organism: Phyllostomus hastatus (greater spear-nosed bat)
Lineage: Eukaryota; Metazoa; Chordata; Mammalia; Chiroptera; Phyllostomidae
Gene: ARID3A
Product: AT-rich interaction domain 3A
Exons: 9
Coding region: 463-2250 (595 amino acids)
Biological process (GO): regulation of transcription by RNA polymerase II
Cellular component (GO): nucleus
Molecular function (GO): DNA binding
Source: RefSeq, a predicted model, not a curated record